Molecule: messenger RNA, 2093 nt
Organism: Triplophysa rosa
Lineage: Eukaryota; Metazoa; Chordata; Actinopteri; Cypriniformes; Nemacheilidae
Gene: tank
Product: TRAF family member-associated NFKB activator
Exons: 8
Coding region: 240-1283 (347 amino acids)
Biological process (GO): canonical NF-kappaB signal transduction
Source: RefSeq, a predicted model, not a curated record
GUGUUGUGGGGAUUCCCCGAGGGAAGUUCCCAGCUCAUUGUAAAACAUGCAGAAUGUACAUUUGUAUGAAAUACUUCAUUUCCUCCCGUUAAACGCAGAAAUAAACCCUAGCAUCGUCGCCAUGUCCAAACUGCGUAGAAGUUUGUGUGUUUGGUCUGUUUUGGAGUGAAGAGUAUUUGUGCCUGCCUGGGACUGGAGCCCGGGACCGGCCCGUUCGGAAUGUUACUGAAGGCCCCGGGAUGGACAGGAACAUCAGUGACCAGCUCAACAAAGCCUUUGAAGCGUACCGAAAUGCAUCUAUUGAGAAAGAUCUUGCCAAAAAGGAACUUCAGCACAAGACGGAGCAGUAUCAGCGGCACACUUUGCAGUUGGAGAGAAAGAUAGAAGAACAAGAAAAGAUCAUUUCGCAUCUCAAAGCUCAACAGUGUUUACCUCACAAACAUGCCGCAGGGGAGUUGACAGUCAGUGAGACUGCGUACAGAAAACAGGAAGCGGAGAGCUCACCUAGGGAUCAUCACCUUGACAACCAAUCCACUUCCCACAGGACCAAUCAUUUCCUGAUGAACGACCCCACAGACCGUCCUGGAAUGCUUCCCCAUACGAUAUCAGCUGCUUGUGGAAUAAAGAGCGAGGACGUUCUGGGCGCUCUGCAGGAUAUUCAGGGGACUUUCCAGAGGAUUCAAACUUUAUCGAGACGGCAGAAAGAUCACCUGAAGAGAAUACACAACGGAAAGGAAACCACUAAUGAGCAGUUUUCCAUGCCCAUACAGUGCACCGAUGUCACUGGCGAACAGGCCGAGGUGUCCUUCUCCCCAGCACUGAGACCGGAGGUUUGUAGCGUCUCUGCUCCCCUCGCGUCACGCGGUGCUGAUCCAGACGACGGCAGAUUUGAUUCUCUACGAGAACUGAGCGUCAAGUUCCCUCCGAGCCACACCGAGUAUGAAUUUCUGAACAGUACGCCAGAUAAACGGAUAGAGCUGCCUGUGCUCGGGCCAGGCCUGGAAGGCCACAUACACCCUUUGAGGGAGGAGUCUUAUCCGUCAUAUCCCGUCCACUCUUCGCCCACUCACACGUCUGCAUCUUCAGCGUCGCUGGAAAAUGUACGAGGACCCCAACAGCCUUUUUGGACUCCAGACCUCCAGGACGCGUCGGGCCAGGCGUCGGGGACAGACGCUCAGCAGAUGAACAGCCGAGAGAAGUGUGCCUUUUGCAUGGAUGAUGUCCCCCCGAAUCACAUGUAUAGCCACCUCAAUUCACACUUCAAGAACAAAGCUGGCGAUUGACCCGUGCGGGCGAGGGGCCGCCAGCAGGACUGCAAGAGCCUUUAUUCUUGGCGUUUGUGGAGGAGCGCACUAUCCGUCAGAACAUAUUUUCUCACGUACUUUAGUGACACGACGGAGAGCGCAGGCCUUACACAGUCUUUUAUUUAAUUAGGAGAACUUGAAACAUUCAGCCUUUCCGACGACUGUCAGUUUACUACAAUAAACACGUGCUUCCUUUAAAGUCAUUUAAUAUGAUGUGGCAAUCGAAAAGACAUGCACAUGGCAGAGAAUUUCUUUCUUUUUGUACUCAUCUCAUGGUUUGCAAGUACUCUUUGUGUGAGUUCACUUCAACAGUCUUCUGACCGUUUUACCUUUAUACCACAGCCUGCGUUUAAAACAUACUUCCCUAACAUACUCACCUCUUAUCUUUGCUCUUCAUGUCUUAAAUUAAAAACAAAACAUGAACUUAUGGAGUAUUGUCAUAUUCUUACUGAUGUCAUGCAGUGUUUAAAGAAGAAUAACUCUCUGCCUAUUGCUUUAUUGUGAGAGUAACUGUGUACUCGGCCGUCUGUUGUUACCUCCCCUUUUCUCAAUUUACUUGAAUUCACAGGACCUGGGUCAGACCUUUUUUUGAGUAGACCAUACCACCAUCAGAGAGCCUGGGACAACGCUUCUUGUCCAUUUAGGUCACAUCCAAAAUCUGUUUUGUGGAAAGUAAGUGUCUAUGUUGCAUCACCUCACAUUUUAUUGUGUAUAUAGUAGCAUAUGUCUUACAAGCACGUUUAUGUAUGUCUUUAUUCCAUCCGCCAUUAAAAUGUAUGCAAUUUGUUA